AUGAUAUUGAUAGCAGACUGAAAAUUUUAAAAUCAUAGAAAAUAAGCACAAUUACAUUUUAAAAUUUAUUUUUCAUGCUUAUAAGUAAAUAUAUCAACAUAUGUUUCUAUGAAACUGAAACGUAAAAGUUGUAAAUGAAAUAAAUGAUGCCUAUUUCUGUAGGAAUAGUUUUUGAAUUUAAAAAUUAAAGUACAAUGGUUGCGUUUCCUUUAGUAAAAUUAGCUGCUUUAGCUCUUCGCCAAAUUAGCAAACCAUUGGCAAAUAGAUUGAAAAACAGAGCAAAAAAUAGUCUCUUCUUCAGAACUUAUAUUUGUAUGCCACCAGCCCAACUGUAUCAUUGGGUGGAAGUAAAUGUCAAAAUGAGAAUGUUGAAUUUAGGAAAACCUACAGAAGUACCAAAAUUAAAUGAAGCUAUGGCAAUAGAAUUAGGUGCUGAUUUACUAGGUGAAGCAACGAUUUUUAUGGUAGCAGUUCUCACAUUAACUGCUGAAUAUGUAAGAAAUGCUCGUAAUGAGAAGGCCAAAGAAGCAGCGAAAGAAGAACGUUUCAGGAGCAUUGAGAAUGACGUUGAAGAUCUAAAAUUUGUUGUUGAAAAACAAAAUGCUGAACUACAUCAUUUAACAAGAAUGUAUUAUGCUAUGGAAGAAAAAGUUAAAGAUAUUGAACAAAAGAAAAAGAAAUAACAAAUUGUAGUUGUGUUACUUUAGGUUAUAAAUUAUUUUUUGUUAUUCUCUAUGAUGCAGAAUCUGUUCAUAUCUGCAUACAAAAUAACAAAGUCUCAUUGUAAUAUUUUUCUGUGUACAAUAAAACUGUUUUAUAGUAUUGAGAAAGAACAAAA
Stegodyphus dumicola is the source of this 838-nucleotide messenger RNA. RefSeq names its product optic atrophy 3 protein homolog. Lineage: Eukaryota; Metazoa; Arthropoda; Arachnida; Araneae; Eresidae. The record is from RefSeq and is a predicted model, not a curated record. Gene Ontology annotation, cellular component: mitochondrion. Gene Ontology annotation, biological process: regulation of lipid metabolic process.